GACUACCCUCUGAAGACUUCUGUACUCGCGAUCGUAUUACUAGAUUAUUACGAUAUUUCGUGUGACAAUUUAAUUUAGUACAUCAUAUUAUAACAGAGUGACAAGAGUGUAUGUUUUAGAACAAGUAUAAUGAGAAUGGAUAGGAUAUUAAGAAAAAUGAAUGUAAUGUGGCGAUGACAAGUCUGAUUUUGGAAAACGCAGAUUUGAACCGACUUUUCCCAAAAUGUCGGCCUAGGGGUGGUCCACCCCCGAGUCCGGGGGUCUCUACACAGAUUAAUCAGCCGCAUGAGAGCCUCUGUCAAAAAGAGGCCGUUUCUAUUACCACCAGCUUCACAAAUAUUUCUGCGACGACAUUCACAAACACUCUUACGAUUACUACCCUUGCAAUUGCUUCCAAGAACACACUUUCAAAGCAUUCACGUUCGAUAUCUGAAGACAUGAUCGACCUCGAGCGUGAUAUCUCCGAUAGGACAACGAGUAUGGUAUCUGGUUUUACAGGUGAAAGUCAACUAACUGUUGGUGUCAGUGGUAAUACAAGCAAUGUUGGUGGUCCACUUGGAACAUUUAACUCACUUGGUACAUUUAACAUAAAACCACUUUCUUCAAGUUCCUCAUCUACCUCUGGACGUAGUGAGGAUGCGCAACAAUAUGGAAGUCUCCCAGGUAGUGAUCAUCAGAGUCACUCUCAGCAAGAUGAUAGUGGACCUGAGGAAAGCCCUGUAUACAUUUUAACUUCUGCUAAAGGUGAUCGCAGUUAUAAAUUAAGAGAUUCCAGAAUUAUAGAAAUUGCUGGUGGACGAGAAGUUUUUUCUCAAAGUCGAGGUAAAGUAGCAGCUAGAAAAUCACGAUUUCUUGCAGCAUCAAAUUCUUUAAAUAAUGAAGAUAUUCAAAUAGACAACAAGCUAUCAGUUAAAAGAAAUAAUAAAUCUCCAAAUACUCAAACUGUAUGGGAGUUAAGAAGCCGAUGUGGUGAUACAAGAAAACAGCGUUCUAAUAGAGAAGUUACAGAAACUGUAUUUUCUUCAGAAAUACAUUCAGUGCGACAUAAAGCAAAAUCUAUUGAUUAUGAUUCCCCUAAAAGCAAUCAGAGCAAUCGUAUUAUUAAUUAUGACUCAAUUUUGAAUAGCAAUAAUGUAGAAUAUGAUGUGUCAAAAAAUACUGCAGAUUUAGAUUAUGGAUUGCCAAAAAGCUGCAUAGAUUAUCAAUCAAAUCAUACUACACCAGCAAGAAGCAUGGCUAUUGUUAGUGAUGGUGAAGUAGUUGUUUUUGAUGAUAUUGAUGAUAAUUGGCAAAAUUUACCACUAGAUUUAACUAAUAACACUAAUCAAGUUACAUCAACUAAUUUAAAUCUUGAGACUGAAGGAUCUCAAAAAGGUUGCAUUCCUCCAGAACCUUCUAGCAUUGAAAGUACUCCAAGUCCAACAACAGCGUAUCAUCGUAAUACUUCGGAAUUUUUUAAGGUGAUUCCAGCUAGUGAUUGUGAAGUAGAAUCAUCAUCUUCAGAACGAAAUCAUAAAGUUACAAGAGUAAUUGGUGAAUUACCAAUAGCACAAUAUUCUGAAAGUCCAAGACGUUAUGGAAUACGUGAUACUCAACUUCCAUGUCUUCUGUCAUCACCAUCUGUAUAUAUGACACCAAGACCUGGCUUUCCACAGAGAAUAUUACCAACAACACCAAAUCAUAAUGAGAAGGAACAUACUUCUGCAGAAAUCAUCGUAGAAAAGGCUGUGGUAGAAACAAAUAUGAAUUAUUCUGAUAAUCAUGCUGUAAAUGCCUCUUUUCCAUCUCCAAAAAUUGAAGAUGAAGAAGAAGACUCUUUAAAACCAUCAAUUAUUUCAACAGAUAACAUAAGUAAUUUAGUAUCAUCAUCAGGUGGUAGUACAUUUGAUUAUUUAUAUGAAUUCUCAGAAACUCGAAAAGUACUCGAAGAAUUUUUUAAAUGUCCACCACCAACAAAGGAAAAGGAAAAUAGUAUUGAAUCUUUUCCAUUUCAGGAUCUAGAUUACGAAUUACGAAGACAAGGAGGAAGCGCUUAUGUUGGUCAACGAUUGGCUACUGGUCCACCAACAAUAGAAGAAGUUUUAGUACAUGAAUCUCCUAAAAAACAAAGAUCAGAUUUUCCCCAAAAUAUUGCUGAACAUGAAAAUAAUUUCUUAGAUCUCUCAGUAGGCACUGGUAGUAGUGAAGAUCUCGGAGAAACAGAGGUUGGACUACAAGUUGGGCACUCUCGCAAUUUUACAUUGAGUCCUGAAACAACUGAUUGCGAUAGUAAUUGUGGAGAUCUUGAUAGUGAAGUUUCUUUAAUGAUGAUGGAUAAUGAAUUGAUACCAGCUAGUGGUCUUCUUGGAUCAGUGGGUGAUUUAGGAAAUAAUUCAGAUUCAUUGAGAAUAUAUGCUAGUAUGCCAGUUCUUGAAGAUGGCUUAUCUAGUGGACAUGCCAGUGAUACUGAUAAUAAUAAUCCAACUGUGAUGUUGAUGAAGCGGCAAAUUAAUGAAAUUGAAAAAGAAAUUAUUCAACGUAGUCGUGUCAAUGAUACUACUUAUCCAGUCACAACAGAAAAUGAUUCAAUUGGAAAAGAUCUUUCUAGCUUAACUGUUAGUAAAGAUAUUUUACAUUCUUUAAAAACUUCAUCACCUGAUUUAUUUGUUCCUAAAAAAGAAAAUUCAUAUGAUACAAAUGAGCUUCAGCUUGAUGGUUUAGAUCCUCUUGGCACGCCUCCACCACCAGCACCUCAGGCUAGACAAAGUGUUAAUCUGGAAAUAGGAGGUGAAGUUGAAGCUGCAAUUAAAGACAUUAGAAUGACUUUACAGAGAACUAAGACUUUACCUGUGAAAUCUUCUACAGAAGAAAUACCUGAAUCCAAUGUCAGUCCAAUUUGGAUACCAAGUCUAUCGGAUGGCAGACGGAGAAUUUGUGUAGAAAAUAAUAAUGAAGAAUCGGAAAUUCGUCGUACGACUGAAGAAGCAGAUAUAGAAAUUGAGGAAGGUCCAGAUGAAGAAGAAGCAGAUACUGACCUGGAAACUGAUCGUUUACUCGGACAGCAAAGAACGGACGAUCAGGGUUUUUAUGAUGAUAAGGGGUGGAGGAAGCCUAAAACUAGGACAAUGUUACCACCGAUGAGUGGAAAACUGUCAACUCCUAAGCAAACCCCCCCAAAAAGUCUAAGUGUCGUUCCAGUAGAGAGCUCAUUAAUACCUUCGGAACCGUUAGCUUCGACUUCCACUUGUGUAUCCACUUCCGCUUCUGCUUCUAUUUCACCUCCUCCUAUAGUUUCCGUUAUACAAUCAACGCCUUCUGAUUGUGAUGUUAUCACUUCCACACAAUCUGCGACAAGUCCACAGAAGACUACAGCCAAAAAUUCUCCCUCGUCCCCUCAGAGUCUCAAGGAAUCCAGCAACAAGGUGAAAAAGGAAAAAGAAGAGAAGAAGAAAAGCAGAAAUAAGGAAGCUCUUCUCAACGAUUCUUCAGUCUUAAUUGAAGGAGUGUUGUUUCGAGCGCGAUACCUGGGAUCUACUCAACUUGUUUGUGAAGGAGAGCCCACCAAAUCUACACGUAUGUGCCAAGCAGAAGAAGCUGUAUCUAGAAUAAAGGCAUUGGCACCGGAUGGCGAAACACAACCAAGUACAGAAGUUGACUUAUUCAUCUCAACAGAAAAAAUAAUGGUUUUAAAUACGGAUUUGAAAGAAAUCAUGAUGGACCACGCAUUAAGAACAAUAUCAUAUAUAGCAGAUAUUGGCGAUGUAGUAGUCCUAAUGGCACGAAGACGUUUUGUACCGCACGAAAUGGAAGAAGCACCAAAAAUCAACAGAACUCCAAAAAUGAUUUGUCACGUGUUUGAAAGUGAAGAGGCUCGAUUCAUUGCACAAAGUAUUGGACAAGCAUUUCAAGUAGCAUACAUGGAAUUCCUUAAAGCGAAUGGAAUAGAAGAUCAUAGUUUUGUAAAAGAAAUGGAUUAUCAGGAGGUACUCAAUUCUCAAGAAAUCUUUGGUGAUGAACUACAAAUGUUUGCCAAAAAAGAAAUGCAAAAAGAGGUUGUAGUACCUAAGGCAAAAGGUGAAAUUUUAGGUGUGGUAAUUGUCGAAUCUGGAUGGGGUUCUAUGCUACCAACUGUUGUAAUUGCAAAUCUGGCACCAGCUGGUGCGGCUGCUCGUUGUGGACAAUUAAAUAUUGGUGAUCAGAUAAUAGCUAUAAAUGGUGUUUCGUUAGUUGGCUUGCCUCUCUCUACUUGUCAAACUUACAUCAAAAACUCAAAGAAUCAGACAGUUGUCAAGUUAACUGUCGUUCCGUGCGCACCAGUAGUUGAAGUCAAAAUCAAAAGACCUGACACCAAAUAUCAGUUAGGAUUUAGUGUACAAAACGGAGUAAUAUGUAGUCUAUUGAGAGGUGGAAUCGCUGAAAGAGGAGGUGUUCGAGUGGGUCACAGAAUUAUUGAAAUCAACAAUCAAAGUGUUGUUGCUGUACCGCAUGAGAAAAUCGUCAAUCUUCUUGCCACAUCUGUUGGUGAGAUAUUAAUGAAGACGAUGCCCACGUCGAUGUUUAGGCUACUAACUGGCCAGGAAUCUCCAGUGUACAUAUAAUCGUUUGAUUUCCUGGCUGAUAUGCGUAGUGAACAGACAAUACAUCCGCCAUACACUACCAUAUUACUCACUAUUUUAUUCUCUGUACAGAUUUACUCUACGCAAAUUGCUUUGUGUUUCGAUUCUUGUGAAAUUUUAUUCGCAUAUUCUCACCAGCUCCUGCUUAGCAAAGCAACAAACUUUACGUAAACAUGUUGCAAUAAAUAUUAAUAUAUUGAAUAUUUACAUAUUGCAAAAAAAUAAAAAAUAUAUCUAUAUACAUAAUAUAUACAUAAACAUUUUAUUUAUGAAUGGGAUUCUCUAUGUCUG
Molecule: messenger RNA, 4886 nt
Organism: Apis laboriosa (Himalayan honeybee)
Lineage: Eukaryota; Metazoa; Arthropoda; Insecta; Hymenoptera; Apidae
Exons: 17
Coding region: 174-4577 (1467 amino acids)
Biological process (GO): chemical synaptic transmission
Cellular component (GO): plasma membrane; dendritic spine; cytoplasm
Molecular function (GO): protein binding
Source: RefSeq, a predicted model, not a curated record